This is a messenger RNA of Dimorphilus gyrociliatus, 4378 nucleotides long. The record is from the annotation of a GenBank genome assembly. NCBI's taxonomy places the organism in Eukaryota, Metazoa, Annelida, Polychaeta, Dinophilidae.
CAUGAACAGAUCAACCUCAAAAAAGAAGAAGGAGCAACCACCCGAACUACCACCAAAGCCCAAUCCUGCUACUAAACAACAACCGCCUCCUCCAGUACCUCCUUACCCUGCAGAAUUAGCCACAGACAUUCCAACAAAAUACAGUUCCGGAACAGGAGAUUAUUAUCACUUUGCACCUACUUCAAUACCCGUAACCUUACCAACUGGUCAUUAUAAGACCUCUUCGAUUGAUAACAGUGAUGCAUCUUUGGGUCACCGCUACCCUCAUCUCCAACAUACAAAAAGCCCUUCUUUCGAUAUGGCCUAUUCGGCUCCAGGAUAUCGUGAAGGAUACUUGGCUGGGUACAACGAUUUAGAGGCUUCUUCUAAUAGAAAUAUUUAUGGUGCUAGACCAAUUUGCUAUGAUAGAGUAGAAUCUCCAAAAAGUGAGAAAGGUACGAAGAAGAAAAGAGGAAAGCUAACAAAAGCAAGAACCAUGCACACGGAACCCGAAAAAGACAUGGAGCUGUAUAAUCUACAACUGACUGGUCAACGCUCCAUUUAUAGACCUAUGAACAUACAAGACGUAACCAGGCCAAGAAUAAUGACGGGGUCUCAAGGGGGUUAUUCCACUUGUGGGCGGAAUAGCCUAAGUUCGAUGAUUCCCACUUCGAACUACUUUAAAAGAUCUCAUACAAGCAGUCCUAGAACAGUCAUGGGAGUUUCAAGGAAUUAUCCUGGAGUUGGUGGAAGUAAUAAUUUCUUAAUCGAGGGAACGCCACCUCAUGAUCCUCCACCUCCAGACGUAGCUCAUCAUGAUUUAAUGACUCAAUUGGAUGCUGUUUUAUCAAAAAAGCCUGUUAAAAAUUGUGAAAGAACGACUGCAAUAAUGAACCAUAAUAAUUCCUUCACAUCCUCGAGUUCAUACGGAAGUGCAGAAUCGGAGAAAGGUCGAGUUUGUGAUAUUAGCCCUGGCUCUACUUUACAUGAUUUCGCUCACAUGGAAGUGCAAGCUAAUAUGAUGUCAACUUCCGUCCCAACCGCCCCCCGAGAGAUUUUUAAUCCAACUUUUAGAUCCGCUUCACCGACCCGCUCAAAAUUUUCCUCACCCUCUAUGUUUUCGAUGCAAUCGAUGCAGAAUUCGCUAUUUAAUUCUGAAAGGUCGUCGAACAUCUACGGAAAUCGAAUUCCUCAAGGGAAAUUGCCGUUUAGACCAUUAGCUUUCGAAGUUCCCAAACUGGAAAGGGUUUCGAACUUUAUCGGAAGGGAAUGGCUAUUCAGAGACAUCGACGGGGCAUUAACAAAUGAGGAUCUGUCAAAGAAUCGAGGCGUAAUGAUAACAGCUAGCGUUGGGGUGGGGAAGACGAGUUUAGCAGAAGUGCUGGUAAAUUACAGCUGUAGUGGGUCGCAUUUGCCAAUGCUAGUCCACUUGAAUGACAAAGAGCAUAAUCACACGGGAACUUUAAAGAACAGUACUUCUAUACUUUCAUCAAGUCUUUCUUUAUCAUCAAGGGGAGCGAUACAUGCCUCUAAUUUAAGUUUAGCUACAUCCUUCGAUCCUUUACAUUCCCUGGCCAGCCGUUUAGUAGGAUAUCAUUUCUGUCAGGCUGAUAAUAGUCCAACGUGCCUGGUUCCUGAAUUUGUGCAUACUCUAGCCAGUCAAUUAUCUAGUUCGCCACACCUGGUUGCCUAUAAGUCUUACUUAUUAGCUGAAUCAAAAAACCAGGACAUACUCUCCUUAGAAUCUUGUACAAAAAAUCCAUCCAAAAGUUUGCUGCAAGGCAUACUAGAGCCCCUCAAGAGGCUCGCUGUUGGAAGAAAGAUAAACGUUGAUAACUAUUAUAUAAUAAUAAUUGAUUCUCUCUCUGAGGCAGAAUAUUACAAACCUGAUUAUGGCCAAACUAUUGCUAGUUUGUUGGUAAAACAUGCUUUUGAUUUUCCUGUUUGGCUAAAGGUUAUAGUAACUGUAAGGACAAAUUAUGGGGAAAUUGGUAAAGAUUUACCAUAUACUAGAAUUCAUAUGGAUAAGGCGAUGGAACACUUGUACAAAGACACUUUUGCCUAUACUUCUUAUAGAAUUCAGCAUGCUACUAGUCUACAGCAAAACAUUUUGAGUGGCGCUCAGUUAGAUUGCAAAGAUAUGAAUAAUUAUGAACCCUUUAUAAAUCACAUUGCGGUUGUUUCAAAAGGUUGUAUGCUAUAUGCAAAAAUGAUAUUGGACUUGAUACAGUGUGGAAAAUUGACUGUAAAAGCAUCUUCGUAUAGAACUCUACCUCAAACUAUCACUGAAAUAUAUCAGUUACAAUUUAAUCUUAAAUUUACAACAGUUAGAGCCUACGAAAGGGUUGUUAUGAUAUUAAAUACUUGUUCAACCUCUCUUUACCCGCUGACUGUUCAAGAAGUUAGGGAGUGUAUUAAUAGUUGCUUGUACAAUAAAAUUGUUGGAUUAGAGGAUAUUUUUCAAGCUAUUCAAGAUCUUGGUGAAUUUAUUGUUAGUCGAAAGUGCGAUGAAAGACUACAAUUCGUUCAUCAGAGUUUCAAAGAAUGGCUAAUUUCGCUUAGAUCCGACUCAUCGAACCCUAGUCGCUUUGCUUUGGAUUUAAAGAAAGGCCAUGCUGCCCAUGCUUUGAGGUUAAGUAGGUGCGCAAAGGCCUUACCUCUGAAAGCUGCUCUAUCCCUUGAAUUAGGGCAUCAUAUUCUAAAAGCUCAUAUUUAUAAAAAUUUAAGUAAAUCCUUAGGGUUUAACACUAGGGAUACCCAAGCUUUCUGGUUGACAUUAAGCUCCGAAUCCUUAACGGCCGCCUUAUCGCAUCUUUCAAAUGUCUAUGCUCCGAAUGUUAAGGUUUCUCGGCUGCUACUUUUGGCAGGAGCUAAUCCCGAUGCCCUGAUAAGCGGAUCGCCUAUGUUGUGCAUUUGUUCAGCAUUGGGCUAUUUUGAGAUGGUGAAAACUCUUUUGGAAUUUGGAGCUACCAUCAAUUCUAGCACAGAUACUGGAGAAAGUGCUCUUUGUUUAGCAGCGUGUAAUGGUCACGUUGACGUUUUAAGAUUGUUAUUAAGUCAGAAUGCUAGGUUGAUCCACAAGGACGAUAAAAAUUAUUGUGCCCUUGUUCAUGCUUCAGCUAAUGGACACUUAGAUGCAGUUUCACUGCUGUUACAAUGUGAUUGGUCCAGUUUCGGUAAUGAUAUUCUCCUACAGAGACUUCAGUGUGCUCUAGUCUCAGCAUCUUCUGGAGGUCAUCGCAAAAUAGUUGAAUAUGUACUAAAUUGCAAAGUCCUACCUCCGGGUCAAGUAUUAGAUAUCAAUGCUACUGAUCAGUUACAACAAAGCACUGCUUUAUCCAGUGCCUGCCAGUAUGGGCAUCAUGCUCUUGUUGAUCUUCUUUUGAGCAAAGGAGCCCGAAUAGACGUUCUAAACGGUGAUGGUGAGAGUUCUCUCCUUGUAGCGGCCAAAAAUGGGCAUUGGCAACUAUUAGAAAAGUUUCUGAUGGACUCUAGCUGUUCCAUCGAGGAAAGAAAUAACAGAGGAGAGACUGCUCUUAUGCUCGCAGCUGCAAACGGACAUGUUGGAGUUGUUGAAGUUCUUUUAGAAAAAGGCGCAUCAACACUAACCAAGGAUCUCAAAGGACAAACAUGUCUGAUUCAUGCAUGCCGUAACAAUCAAGUAUCGGCUUUGAGAAAACUUAUUCAGGCAAAAGUUGACUCAGAUGUCGUUGAUAACAAUGGCUGCGGUUUAUUACAUUUAGCGGCCGCUACAAAAACGCCUUCCUCUGAGAUGAUGGAUUACUUGUUGGAACAAAAUUGUAAUAUGGAAGAGUCAAAUAACGAAAAUCUACGACCACUUGAUGUUGCUGUAAAAGAAAAGAAUGUGUCAGCAAUUGUAGCUCUAUUAAGGAAGGGGGCUAAGUUAUCGAGUGUUACUUGGUCUUUAGCAGAUGGCGAAGCUACUCUGCUCCUCUUACACAAAUUACUGCAAGAUGCUCACAUUUUAUAUAAGAAAGGGCGAAUCGAGGAAGCUGAGCAUCGCUACAACUAUGCCCUUAAAAAGGCUACCCCUGCUACGGCUGAAGAGGAUAAUAGCCAACUCCAUGAACUUCGUUUCCAGAUAUUACUCAAUCUAAGUAGAUGUAGAAGGAAAAUGGAUGAUCCCCAAACGGCAAUUGAAUAUGCAACGAAAGCUGCCCACCUCUCACCGUCUAGCUUUGAAGCUUAUCAAGAACGCUGUAGGGCUUACAGAGACGCAAGACACUUGCAAGCAGCAGUGGCCGAUGUCCAAAUGGCAUUAUCCAUUGCUCCGUAUAAUGAACGAUUACGUCAUUUGCUGGCCGCUUUGGAGCGAGAGGCCGGCGAUGAACGCUCUACGGGAGUUCCCGACAUAGUUCCUCUAAAAGAUGCUUUUUAG